AUGGAGGUCCUGAAGAACUUCGAGGAGAACGCGGAGACUGUCCGAGAUCCUACUGGCUACGUCAUCGGCACAGCCAGGAAGGCAGCCCAAGGGCAGCACAUCGGUACGUCUCCACGAGAGCCCCGGGAGCCCCCCGAGGAGCGAAAGGUGCCACCACCGGCACCGCCCCGACCGAGGCAGUCGGCGAAGGGGGCAGGACGGCCAGAGCCGAUCGGCUCCUUCAGCAACAAGCCUCGGGAGCAACCUGCCGCUGCACGAGGUGGCUCAGAAGGAAGAAUUAGGACGCGUAUCAACUGGCUCAACGAUCGAGGCGGCCUCCAGGCGCCGAUGGACGCGGACCGGGCGGCCUCUCAACUCAGCCGGGUGCCAACCGACAGGGAAGCCAUGGAAAUCCUGAAACGUGUGGAAGAAAGCGCCAGUACCAUCCGAGACCCAACCGCGUAUGUGGUGUCGGCUGUACGGCGCAUCAUCAACGAGAAGGGCGGACGAUGA
Symbiodinium sp. CCMP2456 is the source of this 492-nucleotide messenger RNA. NCBI's taxonomy places the organism in Eukaryota, Dinophyceae, Suessiales, Symbiodiniaceae. The record is from the annotation of a GenBank genome assembly.